GUCUUUGCCUGUCUUGUCUGUCCGUCUUGUUGCCACUCUUCUCUUCCUGUUGGGGGUUAUUGAUUUGACCAGAUAGACCAACUGAUUCAUUGAUUGGUUCUGUCGCCCUUGUCUGUCCCCUCUCUUGGCCUUCCUUUCUCUUCUUGGCUCCAAUUCUCUUCGUUGGUAUAUACAACAACUACAUACUUUUACAUACACUCACUCACUCACCGGCUUGAGACGUUUUCUUCUUUUCUGCUCCCUCCUCCUCUCUUGGUGCAGUAACUGUACUAAACACAUACGUACUCCUCCCUCGACGGGCCUGUACAUAUAUACAUACCACACAUUACAACACACACACAUUCCAAAGAGCUCUUCUAAACUGGAAGCUCUCGAUUCGGCACGACUCGAUCCGACCAGAUAUACAGUACUCUUCUCCCUUUCCCCACGAGGCGGUAUCAGGAUAUCCACACACACACACACGCCCAACAUGAAUUUCACCAAGAAGUUUGACCGCGCCUUCCAGUGGGCUGGCGAGAAGAUGGGCAAUGAGGCCCGGACAGGAACCACAGACGAGUUCAAGAUGCUCGAGAUGGAGAUGGCCUUGCGAUUUGAUGGCAUGGUCAAGCUCCAGACCACCAUGAACGCCUACGUAAAGUGGCUCGCCCACCGCGAUAGUCUUCUCGGCGAAAAGGGUGUGCCAACUGCUGUUCUCAGCCGUACCAUGAUCACACACGGCGAAGAUUUCGACCCAGACUCCCAGUUCGGAAACUGUCUCAUAGAGAUGGGCCGUGCCAAUGACCAGGUUGCCCACUUCCAGGAGCAGUACGCCAACGAUGCCACCAGAUACUGGCUUGACUCCCUCGAGAGAUCCGUUGCCAUGAUGAAGGAGUACCAGGCUGCCCGCAAGAAGCUCGAGUCUCGCCGCCUCGCCCUCGACGCCUCCACAACCAAGAUGCAAAAGGCCAGGCGCGACGACUUCCGCCUCGAGGAAGAACUCCGCUCCGCAAAGGCGAAGUACGAGGAGACCAACGAGGAUGUCCUGCGCCGCAUGCAGGACAUCAAGGACGCUGAGGCCGACAGUAUCCGUGACCUGACCCGCUUCCUCGACGUCGAGCUCGACUACCAUGACCGUUGCGCCGAAGCCCUCCGCCAGACCCGCGCCACUUGGACUGCCGCCGCCCCCUCGCCCACCGAUCCAUACGCACGAAGCGGCAGCGAGAGGGACUACGGGAGCAUGCGCAGGCCCUCGGCCAGGAGCAGAUCCAACACCGCCCAGUCCUUUGGCAGGGUAAACAGUCGCACCGACUAUGGCGAGUACGACGAACCUGACGCCGUCCCUGCCCACCCUGCGCGGGCCCCCAUCCGCUCCCAAUCGCGCAUCAGUGUCAACAGCGCCGCAUCUGGUCAGGAGCCCGUGCCCCUACCGCGUCCUGGCAUCUCCAGGGCCAGCACCUACCAGAGCGAGAGGUCUCUCGGCGCCUCCCUGUCGCGGACCUCCACAGCGAGCACUCCGCUCAGUAUUGCGCCCCCGCCACAGCCCAGCAUCUCGUCCCUGCGCGGCCAGCUCCGGCCGACUGCGCGUACCUCGGCCAUGGAUGUCUUUGCUGCUACUGACGAUGAGGACACUACAAGCAGCGGCACGCCGCCCGGCAGCACCAGCCCCGCUACGAGCUAUGGUAGCUCCAGCCGUACGAACCUGAACAACUUCAACAACGCAAAUGUCACCCCUGUCGGCGUGAAGAAGGCACCGCCGCCUCCGCCCAGCAGGGCCAAGAAACCCGCCCCACCUGUGCCCAUCAGACGCCAAGCAGAGUGAGACAGAUGAAGAAGACCAGCGCGUUGAAGCAGCGGUGUGGAACUCUGUCGAGGAUUGUGAUAUUUUCUGGCAACAUCUGGUUCUGGCGCUCGGAGGGUGGCCAUUUAGAGGGCGGGUGGCUGGCGUUAUUGUGUUUCUGUAUUCUGGCGCCUUGAGCCCACUGGAUCUGGAUAACAGUGGCUAUGUGUUGACUUGUGCCAGAGUCGCGUCGGUGUUGUUUGCACAAAAAGGCACAGGCCCACGUAGGCAGAUACUAAGGAUAAAAAAAAUUGGAUACACUUGACCCUG
Messenger RNA from Cryphonectria parasitica EP155, 2086 nucleotides. RefSeq names its product BAR-domain-containing protein. The coding region runs from base 470 to 1798 and encodes 442 amino acids. Gene Ontology annotation, molecular function: protein binding. Gene Ontology annotation, cellular component: cytoplasm. The transcript has 3 exons. NCBI's taxonomy places the organism in Eukaryota, Fungi, Ascomycota, Sordariomycetes, Diaporthales, Cryphonectriaceae. The record is from RefSeq and is a predicted model, not a curated record.